Molecule: messenger RNA, 614 nt
Organism: Bactrocera oleae (olive fruit fly)
Lineage: Eukaryota; Metazoa; Arthropoda; Insecta; Diptera; Tephritidae
Source: RefSeq, a predicted model, not a curated record
UCAUUUAUUGAUCAGUUUUCGUAUAAUGCGGGCGCAAAUAACUGUCAUGAAUUACCGCGUUACCGGCAUCUUCCUUUUUUUAAUUAGCUGCGUUAUUUUGCCAGCGUAUAGCGUAUCUGUAGAAAAGUUAGAUACGUCGAAAGAAAUGGAGAAUACCUCUUCCAGUGUGGAGAAAGAUGAUGUUGAAAUAGCAGAGAAUAAUGGCAGUGAUGAAGCCCCGUUGAAAUCUAAUGAGCAAAUUAAAGCCGAAUUCUUGACAUUCAGUGCGCCCGAGGAAGAUGAAAGCGAGGACGAAGAGAAAAUUGAAAACUUGCUUGCGUUAUUAAAUCAAAGACGGAUAUUGUUAAUUGAGGCACCUCACAACACUACGAUAAUUGGAGUCGAUAAUAAAGCAGAUGAGAGCGAUGUACUUUCGAAAGUUCUACUAUUUGAUGGAGAUACUUCCAGGAGAAACGAUAGUGAAAAUAAAAAUAAAUAAAUAAAAAAAACAAAAGUAAAAUGAUAAAAUUUAAAAUGGGGUACGUGAUUAGACGCUUUAAAAAGAUGAGAGGAAUAAAAAUUUCUAAAUAUAUUUUUUCUUUUCAUCUGAUAAUCGGGUCAAUCGCAUCCAUUCC